AUCAAUCGAGAACAUUGUUCAGUGCCUUAUCACGCAUAUCUUACAAGUGGAUUGGACGAGAUCGUCAUUGAACAUUAAAGAUUAACCGCAAGACAUUCGCGAUAAUAAAUUUAAACAUGUUUAUCAAAAAAGUUUGCUUCAUCUCGGUUAUCUUCGCCGUCACUUCCGCCGCUCCAAGAAGAACUUCCAGAUCGACGGUACCAAUAUGGCAUGUACCAUGUGGCGAAGAUCCCAACCUGGAGGCUAUUUCAUCGGAGAAUUUGGAGGAAGAGAUCAAAUCCAAUCUCGAGAGUCUCAAAUUGCAGCAUCAGCUGACUCUGAGUGAUUACUUGAAUCGCGACUACGAUUACUUGUACGAGAGAGUUAGAAUCGGCAUACACGAUUAUCAAUACAUACCCAACUGGCUGCCCAGCAAGAAGGACAUGAAUCUUGUGAGAAGACUGGCUAAUGCUAAUUCUCAAACGAUUAUUAACCAUUUCCCGAAAUUGCACAUGGACCUUCAGAAAUUUGCUGUGGCAUUCGAGGAAUUAAUCGAAGAUGAGCCUAAUAUUCAGACUCAGAACGCUCUUAGGACGACUCAAUUGUACUUGACGAUGAUGCUGUGCGAAGUUGAAAGUCACAUUGUUGCCCUACCGUCUUUACGACUACCAACACGCGUGGAACGAAGUAUCAUGAACAGUAUUGAACGAAACCCCGUCGAUGACACAAGGAGACUCAUCAGGGACUGGGGCGUACUUCUUAAAUACCGAGACUACCUACAUGCUUGGAGACAUGUAUUUAAUUAUUAGAAAGAAGAAAAAGAAGAUUAGAGCACGGUUCACUCUUCUCAUCUGGAGAUGCACGAAGAGACGCAUCAGCUAUUGGAAAAUAUUUCCAAGCAAUGUAAAUUUAUUUGACACCUGUUACUGCUACAGUCAUAAAAACACGUCGCUAUCUGCAUAAUUGUGCAGUAUAUAAUGUUGAUGCUAUUGAUAAUAAUUAUUGAUCACGUAGCGACUAUUAACUUCAAAAUUGGAAAUUACGAAUUUGCCUCAAUUAUCGUAGAAGUUUCUAUAAUUAUUUAUUAAAGUUAUUAUUUAUUAUCAUAUCUUAAUUGAACAUUUAGAGUACAUAAUAUUUAUUCUUGUAGAU
This is a messenger RNA of Nylanderia fulva, 1131 nucleotides long. RefSeq lists its product as uncharacterized. The record is from RefSeq and is a predicted model, not a curated record. Lineage: Eukaryota; Metazoa; Arthropoda; Insecta; Hymenoptera; Formicidae.